AUGAAGCUAUCUCUGACCUUGUCCGCUCUUGCGGCAACCGUUUACGCCAAGACUGCCCUUUUGGUGCCCUACUACAUCUCCCCCUAUGUCUGGAAAGCGGACUGGGAUGCGUUGAUUGACACGAUCGACAAGCACCCUGCCCUCGACUUUUAUGUCAUUGUCAACGAUGGCAACGGGCCCCCGUACAGCUCGACGCUGGCGGAACCCGGGAGCCCGACGCCGAAAGACCUGAUAGACUGGGCAAACCACCUCGGCAAGGUCAACGCACGGAGCAACGCCAAGACGAUCGGCUACGUCUACACAGGCUUUGGGGGGCGCGAUGUUGCCCUCGUCAAGAAGGGCAUCGACGACUAUGCCCAGUGGAAGACUCAGAAGAACUGGGACGGAGUCGCGCAGGACAUCUCCAUCCACGGCAUCUUCUUUGACGAGAUCAACACCGACCCCGCCCAGCUUCAGCGCAACCUCGACAUCACCAAAUAUGCCAAGUCUGUCUUCGGUGGCAAGGGCGGGCCUGUCAUCCUUAACCCGGGCGUCGCUGUCCAGGCAGGUAGCGAAUCUCUCUUCGAUGCUGCCGAUUCCAUCUUGAACCUCGAGACCUGCUACACCAAGGACCACGAUCAGGCCUACGAUGGGAAGGAUCCUCGCUGCCAUCUCGGCUACACUCCCUUCACACCCGCCAGCCUCGACGCCCUGCCUAGCAACAGCAGCCGCGUAGCCAAGUCUUCGGUUGUCAUCCACGACUUUUACGAGACCUGGAACCCAUAUGUGCCGGCCUCCAAGUCCACCUUUGAGACUGAUGCCACGGCUAUAGUGAAGAAGGGUGUUCAUAGCUUCUACGUCGCCCAAUACGGCUACCAAGGAAACUUUACCAUGGGCCCUGCUAGCAUUAGCGAGGUUGCCCGUGUCGCUGCUGCUGCCCAGGGCAUUGCUUAA
Molecule: messenger RNA, 933 nt
Organism: Cordyceps fumosorosea ARSEF 2679
Lineage: Eukaryota; Fungi; Ascomycota; Sordariomycetes; Hypocreales; Cordycipitaceae
Product: Spherulation-specific family 4
Exons: 1
Coding region: 1-933 (310 amino acids)
Source: RefSeq, a predicted model, not a curated record